This is a messenger RNA of Phragmites australis (common reed), 921 nucleotides long. RefSeq names its product nascent polypeptide-associated complex subunit alpha-like protein 1. NCBI's taxonomy places the organism in Eukaryota, Viridiplantae, Streptophyta, Magnoliopsida, Poales, Poaceae. Gene Ontology annotation, biological process: protein targeting to membrane. The record is from RefSeq and is a predicted model, not a curated record. Bases 118 to 717 code for a protein of 199 amino acids. Gene Ontology annotation, cellular component: nascent polypeptide-associated complex; cytoplasm. The transcript has 4 exons.
CCUCUACCGUCGCAGUCUUGCUGCUCUCCGAUCCGAUCCGAUCCGAUCCGAGGGUUUUCCGCUUUCCCUUCCUCCUCCGCUAGGGUUUUACUCCGUCGCCGCUCCAGCCGCCCCACCAUGACGGCCACCGAGGCGCAGGAGGAGCUGCUCCGCGCGCAGCUCGAGGAGCAGAAGAUCGAGGGAGAUGAGCCUAUUGUUGAGGAUGACGAUGAUGAAGACGAUGAUGAGGAUGACGACGACGAUGAUGCAGAGGCACCAGGAGGUGAUGCUGGUGGAAGGUCUAAGCAGAGUAGGAGUGAGAAAAAGAGCAGGAAAGCCAUGCUGAAACUUGGCAUGAAGACCAUCACUGGCGUGAGCCGUGUAACUAUCAAAAAGAGCAAGAACAUGCUCUUCGUGAUAUCAAAACCAGAUGUCUUCAAGAGCCCCAAUUCAGACACCUAUGUGAUUUUUGGGGAGGCAAAGAUUGAGGAUCUGAGCUCGCAGCUGCAGACUCAAGCUGCUGAGCAGUUCAAGGCACCAGACCCGAGCAGCAGCAUCUCAAAGGCGGAGCCAUCUGCAGCAGCCCAGGAUGACGAGGAGGUUGAUGAGACUGGUGUUGAGCCAAAGGACAUUGAGCUUGUGAUGACGCAGGCCUCCGUGUCGAGAUCCAGGGCAGUGAAGGCGCUGAAGGCUGCAGAUGGUGACAUCGUCACUGCCAUCAUGGAGCUGACUAACUAGUGAAUUGUGACACUGUGAGAGGCAGAGUUUGUGUCCCAGUAGACUUGCUGGUUAAAUUUCCCGUCGUUUUCAUGUAGGAUACAUAUCGAAAGUUUGAUAUUGCAAAGCUGGAAGUCCACUUAUGUUUCCUUUUUCCAGCUUUGUGGCAUGCAAUGCUAUCAUGGCAUACAUUUCAAUAUUAGUAUCCUCUUUGAAUUGCUCAAA